CCAUGUCGUUGAGCCCAAAGCAUACUACACCCUUUUCAGUGACUGACAUACUGAGUCCCAUUGAAGAAACCUAUAAGAAAUUUGGUGGCAUGGACAACGCUGGAAACCUCAGCAACCCUUUGGGAGCCUACAGACAGACCCAUGUCUCUCAGACAGGUAUGCAGCAGCACACCAUGGCCCACAAUGCCACAGUGACCACCACAUAUCAUAUGCCACACAGUGUCUCCCAGUUUUCCCAUGGUGCAGUAGGAGGAUACUGUAAUGGUAGCAUUGGUAAUAUGGCAGACAUCCCUUCUUAUCAAGAAACCAUGAGGAACAAUGCGGCUGCUACAGGAUGGUAUGGAACCAACCCUGACCCAAGGUAUUCAACAAUUUCUAGAUUUAUGGGACCAUCUACUGGCAUGAACAUGGCAGGCAUGGGUACUUUGCAAGGUAUUGCUGAAGCUGCAAAGUCCAUGGCCCCCCUUCAUGCAGCCCCAAGAAGAAAGAGAAGAGUCCUUUUUUCUCAAGCUCAAGUUUAUGAAUUAGAAAGGAGGUUCAAACAACAGAAGUAUCUCUCUGCCCCAGAAAGAGAACACUUGGCUAGUAUGAUCCAUCUUACACCUACCCAAGUAAAGAUAUGGUUUCAGAACCACAGGUACAAAAUGAAAAGACAGGCAAAGGAUAAAGUUACUCAACAACUUCAGCAAGAAAGUAAUCUAUGCCAGCAGCAAUCCCCACGCAGAGUAGCUGUGCCAGUGUUGGUGAAAGAUGGCAAGCCGUGUCAAAACAGUUCCAACUCAUCAACCCCAAGCCAGCAAGUUUCCCAACAACAGAACAACUCUAACGGCGUAUUGUCUUCUUCUACUAACGUUGUCCAUCAGCACCAGAAUCAACAGGUUAACUCCAUUAAUCAAGCUCCAGAACUAGAAGAAUUAUCUCCAAGUCCCCAGUCGCUUCACAGUCAGGUAGCCAACAUGGCUCAAAUGGACAGUUCAAGUGUAGAUUACAGCAAUGGAAUGGUGAGUGCUAGUAUGCUCUACGGCCGAACGUGGUAAUGGAUACCCACCACCACUGUGGUUUUAUGAAUAGGUGAAGAGCAACAGAAUAUGUGAUUUUUUUGUGUGCUGGGGGGAAAAUAUACUACUACAAGACUUGUUUGCUAGGACUGCAAUAUCACGACAAGAGGGCUUUUGGGGCAGCUAAAAGAAAUUAAUUUGGAACUACUGGACAUUUCCAAAUAAUUUCUCAGGUUCACUGUCAACUGCAGAUAUGGCAACAUAAAGCACAGGAGGACCAGGGGGUGAAAAACUAAUUUUUAAGCAAGAAACUGAAGAAAAAACUUUCUAUUUUUUUCUUUUUCAAUGUGUAAAUAUUUAACAAGAAAUAACUUGAAUGUAACUGAUGUAGAUCAGUUUCAAAACUAUCAGACUUAUUUAGACUGUUUUCAAAACGUGUCGGACAUUUAAUAAUUUGCAAAUAUGCCAUUUAUUGCUCUGUUAGGGAUAUGUCUCAUUUUUUGUUGUAUUUUUAUAGAAGUGGAUUUUUUUUUAUUUUGUUAGAAGCAGGUUGUUGCUAAGUUAAGAUAUAAUUGAAAUGUUUUAGGAAAACGUUAAUGCCAAUUAAUUUGUGGCUUGGACCAUAAGGUGGACCCUUGCUUACCUAUUAUUGAGAUCAUGAUCACGCAACACAAUAGCACCUAAAUAAAUCACAAUAAAUAUAGGAAAAUAUAACUUACAAUGUAACAGAAUAUUGAGUUUUCAUAGAGAAAAAUACUCCUUAUUUCUGGAGUGAUUUUAUACCAGUUGAUUCUCAAAAAAUAAUUUAAUCUUAAGAACAUAGAUUCUAGCUCAUUUUAUAAAAUAUACGUAACCUAUAAAGUAAGCUUAAACACUCAUUUCGAGUCAAUCCACUACAAAAUACAUAUCAUUUAAUAAAAUAACGAUAUACAUGCUACGUAUCUACCAUUUGUACAAAACCUGAAGAUGUUUUGAUAUUGACGGUUUUUAGAAUUGCUCUAAGUAACUUAUUUUUUAUCGUGUUAAACUAUUUAAACUUGUAUUGUUAUAAAAAUGGUUUAUAUUUCCUAGAAAUAUGUAAGUUUAUCAACAUCGCUAAAAAGGAUAUUAACACUUUGUAUGCCUGGGAUGGACAGCAUGGUAUUAUUUACCCCCGCCCCGGCAGUCAGAGAGUUAAAUUGAUGCAUAAAUAAAUAUCAGAUGCCUAAUGAACUCUAAUUUAAAAAAAUAAAUAAUUUUAGAUAGAAUAUUAUCGAGUUCUUCAAAACACGCCUUAGAAUCUAAAGGAGACCCAGUAAUUCCCCCAUUAGAACAGUAUUAUAUUUCUAAGUUGAAAUCCAUUUUUUGUCAAGACAUAAGGAAAUUGUGUAUACAUUCAUCAGAUUCUUUUUUUGAAGUUUGUGUGUCCUAACGUCUUAAUUUUAUGUUUCCCUUCCAUAUUGUAAAAAGAAAAAAAUAAAGUUAUUGCAAAUGA
This is a messenger RNA of Spea bombifrons (plains spadefoot toad), 2472 nucleotides long. RefSeq names its product NK2 homeobox 4 (gene NKX2-4). The record is from RefSeq and is a predicted model, not a curated record. NCBI's taxonomy places the organism in Eukaryota, Metazoa, Chordata, Amphibia, Anura, Pelobatidae. Gene Ontology annotation, biological process: cell differentiation; regulation of transcription by RNA polymerase II. Gene Ontology annotation, cellular component: nucleus. Gene Ontology annotation, molecular function: DNA-binding transcription factor activity, RNA polymerase II-specific; RNA polymerase II cis-regulatory region sequence-specific DNA binding. The coding region runs from base 3 to 1037 and encodes 344 amino acids. The transcript has 2 exons.